AUGGUGCAGAAUGGAGUGUGCCUGGAGAGCUGGCAGGGGAUCAUAGCAGCAGACCAGGGCCCUGCCAGCUGCAGUCAGAUGGAGCAAAGGGACAAACACACCAUUCAUAUCUCUCAAAUAAGUAGGCCGUGUCCAGUUCGUUACACCAGCAUAGGGGUAAACGGUUGGGUCUACUUGGCGCUAUUUCAACCCUCAACUCUGAAACAUGAGAAAUACUGUCAGAUCUAACAGAACAUGUACAGUCUCUCUGUAAGUGCAGUCGGCCUACUACUACCAAGUCUGAAAGUAUUUGUGUCUACCCAAGGCAGUUUUCCAUAUCCAUAUAUUUUCUUACAGAUAAUGGUAAAAAGGCAUGAGAAAUGUUUGAGCUUUUGGCCCUCCCUCCAGGUCUCCCUCUUCUCUCUAAUCCUCCCUCGUGCUCCGUCGUCCGUCUGGUCCCCUGGUCUUAGUUCCCUUCCAGGUACUAUUCAAAGGGCCCUCUGUACUGCUGGCUGGCAAGCCAAUUGUUUAUGGAAUGUCUCAGCUGCUUGUGGGGUAUGGGGGAACACAGCUAAUGAAAUGUAAAGUGCUGUAUGAGCGCACCUCUGCACAAACAGCCUGGGCCAUGUUCGUUUGUGGAUGUCACUUCUGGCACACUGUAAUAUUUCAUGUAUUUACUUUAACAAGAUGUACUGUAGAACAAAUACGCAAGGGGGCCUCCCGAGUGGCGCAGUGGUCUAAGGCACUGCAUCGCAGUGCUAGCUGUGCCACUAGAGAUCUUGGUUCGAGUCCAGGCUCUGUUGCAGCCGGCCACGACCGGGAGACCCAUGGGGCGGCGCACAAUUGGCCCAGCGUCGUCCAGGGUAGGGUUUGGCCGGCAGGGAUGUUCUUGUCCCACCGGGCGCAGUGCACGCUGACUCGGUCGCCAGGUGUACAGUGUUUCCUCCGACACAUUGGUACGGCUGGCUUCCGGGUUAAGCGGGCACUGUGUCAAGAAGCAGUGCGGCUCAGUUGGGUUGUGUUUCGGAGGACGCACAACUCUCGACCUUCGCCUCUCCCGUGUCCGUACGGGAGUUGCAGCGAUGGGACAAGACUGUAACUACCAAUUGGAUACCACGAAAAAGGGGGUAAAAUACCAACAAAACAAAAAAAGAACAAAUACGCAUAUCCACAAGCAUGAGUCCUUAAGAAGAUUCCUCCUGGAAGCUAAACGACUUUUCUUGACAUUGCUCUGAAAGCACAAUUAUAGCGAAGAAUCAUGUGUAGUUUGUGGUCUUUGCUCCCAUUACCUGGUUGUCCACAGUGCUAAGAGGAAAAGCCUCUAAACCUGGCCUUCUGUGUGUCCAACUCUUAGACUGUCUCAUGUGAGUGCAUCAUCUGUAUGGGUUGAAUUGUGUGUGUGUGUGUGUGUGCGCGAGUGUGUAUCCUGUAGGUCACAGACUGGAGCAAUUAUUGAACCUUGAUAUUCUGUUAUACAGAGCAUUACUGUGACCACCCUGAGCUAUUUCAACACGCUGAUUAGUAGGUGUGCUGGGCUGGGCAGCUGAGUUCUGACCUACACUGCUCAAUGGCUGGUGCUAAUUUUAGGCUGUCCCAUAACAGAUCUGAGCAGAGCAGAGCUGGUGGGCCUGACUACUCCUUCUGGGCCUGUGGUCGGCCUCCCUCCCACUUCAACAGGGCACUUCAGAUGUGCCAGAAUGUGCUGAUGUUUGUUUGGCUCACACUCUGAUCUGCCAAAACACCCAGUCAGCUUCUUCCAGGGCCGCAGUGACCCCGCCCCAUUGCAGGUGCCACGUUUUCAGGCCUGUUUCUUUUCAACCUGAUGGGUGAAGCUCAAUCAGAGAGAAACCAGAUGUGCUGAAAUGAAGUGUAUGCAGUACUGAAAGAUCCACUCCACCCAACCCAGCCCUUCCUGGGUUAGCUGUGAGGGAUGAAAAUACCCCUUUGCAGUAGUGGGAUUGAAGUGCAACUCUUUGUAGGCUGAGGAUUAGUAAAGUAGAUUUGUUAUUGUAUAGCUUUCUGUUUAUACAUUCCAUACAUGCUGGAUGGUAAAAGCCAUUGUAACACUUGUUUCCUCUCGGUUAGUUGACGGCUGUCUCCCCAGUGAUCACACGAUCAGGAUGAGAAUCCAUUUAGUGGAGGCAGAAAGUGUCCAAAACCCUUAACAGCUUCACACGCAUUUCUGCCGUUGUUUUUAUUCUAAUUUUAGAAUUUUAGAAGGGGCCAUAUCUCUUCUAAUCUAUAAACAUGCAGUCAGAGGUGACAGAGAGACUGUCACUGUGCUACUGUCACUGUGCUACUGUGCUUUGCUGUGCUACUAAAAUUAUUAUUCCUGGACCAUAAUGUCUAAAAUAAAGGGAAUAUUAGCCCUGUCUUCGGAUAAUCUAUUAACAUUUGUGUCUUGUUUUAACAGAUUUUAUCUGAAUUCUGGUUGUCAAUUGAAAGGAAUUGGUGGACUCCGUUUUGUUCAUUGCAUCCCAUCCCGGUUAAUGCGUGUGUCCAGGUGGGCCUGGCAGGAUCUCUACAGGCUGUAACUGAUCACUGUCUGGACCAUUUCCUCCUUUUAGUUAUUUCCAGAACAAAUGCAGAGUUCAGCUUUCUCUCCAUAGAAACAUUUAAAGUGUCGUCUAGCCAAUGCAGUGAAGUGUGACAGUGCUUUGAUGCAUGCAUUACAUGGAGAUUCUAAAAGCAGCAACAUUCAGCAUCAACAUAAUCAAGCUCUCGGUCUUAAUCGAAGGGGGAAAGAAAAUGGCCUGGGAACUACAUCUUCAAGACAAGUAAUCUUUUUUAGAGCAUUCAUAUGGAUAUCCUGUAUUCCACUGAAACUGUGUGAACCCUGCCCUCUAAGCAAGGCCACAUCACUGUUGUGAUGUUGAUUUUCUGUGUUUAUGAUUCUGUGGAUUUGUCCUGCUAACACAUCUGUCAUUCCCCUUCUCUCUGGAUCAUAGUCAGUUCAUCUAUCUAUACAUGUGGAUUAGGAUUACAUGUCCGUGAAUAUGUCCUUGAUGCUUUGUCGUGUGUGCGUUUGUGUGUGCAUGUGUGUGUGCAUGCGUGCGUCAAACCUCUAUCAUCACUCUCCACAAAACCGAGGUUUUCAGGUUUCCAAUUGUUGUAUCUACAGGGACAGAGUGCAUGUUGACAGUGCACAGAUUAUUCUCUGGACAGGGAUUUAAGAGCAUGUUAACCUGUUGUGUUUGGAAUCCUAGCAGGCAGCUAUUUCUAGGUCAGCCCUGUCCUAAAGCUAAAAGAGAAGCAGCUUUGUAGUAGUGUGGCAAAAUGGCUCCCUCGGGAACUACUAACUUGUACACUAAACAAACACAACUUCCAGAUCCAGCCAAAGCUUUUCUGAGCCUGAUGAACUUUGGCUUCCUAAACCCAAAGAUCAGAACACAGGCAAAUUCAAUAAUGCUGAAAGAACCUCUAAAUUCUGCAGUAUUCUCUACUAAAAGUCCAGAGAAACGUUGUUCUCUGUUCCUGGGCUGCUACAUCUAAAACACACACAGCCCCAGCUGUUGGUUUAAGCACUGUUAUGCAAUUUUAUUAGAAUGUAUUUGUUACAGCUCUAUUGCACAAUAGUAACCAUUUUGAGGUUAAUUGAGGGGAGACGGUCCGAUUCACUCUACCACCAUUUAACCACAUAGUGUUUAAGAAUAAACCCAUCUGCUGUGACUAUUACUAGGGAAAGCUGUUUUAACAUAUAUUAAUUGGAUUUUUACAUAAAUAAUUGUAUUUUUAUAAUUACAAAAUAAUAAGAAUAAAUUAUUUGAUAUAAAAAAAAUAUUUAAUUAUAUUUUUUGGAUAUACCAAAUUCAAUUAUCGAUAUUUUGAUAUCUGUAAUUGCAUUUAUAUAUAUUUAUUUAUUUAUGUAUUAUUAUAAUGCAUUUCAUGGGGGCGGGAUUACAUUUGCAUGCUCAUACAUACAGUGCCUAGUGGAAGUCUACACACCCCUUGCACAGUCUUCCCAUUUUGCUGCCUUAAAAUGACAUCUAAAGAUUGAUUACAUUUGACAUUUUUCCUACUGAUGUACACAACCUACUCCACAUUUUCAAAGUGAAAGAAAAAUGAUUGAAUAUUUUCCUAAUUAAUUUCAAAUAAAUAAGUGUAAUUAUUGAUAUAGAAAAUCCCAUUAUUGAUAUAAAAAAUACAAUUAUUGAUAUAUAUUUUUUAAUGAAUAUACACUGUGGCCAGUUUAUUAGGUACACCUAUCUAGUACUGAGUCGGACCCCCCUUUGUCUUCAGAACAGCUUGAAUUCUUUGAGGCAUGGAAACGUUGCUCAAUUGGUAUCAAGGGACCUAACGUGUGCCAGGAAAACAAUCCCCACACCAUUACACCACCACCACCAGCCUGUACCGUUGACGCCAGGCAGGAUGGGGCCAUUGCUCAACAGGAACCGGGAUUUGUUGGGCCAGGCAAUGUUUUUCCACUCCUCAAUUGUCCAGUGUUGGUGAUCGCGUGCCCACUGGAGCUGCUUUUUCUUAUUUUUAGUUGAUAGGAGUGAAACCUGGUGUUGGUCGUCUGCUGCAAUAGCCCAUCCGUGACAAGGAUCGACGAGUUGUGUGUUCCGAGAUGCCGUUCUGCACACCACUGUUGUACUGCGCUGUUAUUUGCCUGUUUGUGGCCCGCCUGUUAGCUUGCACGAUUCUUGCCAUUCUCCUUCGGCCUCUCAUCAACAAGCUGUUUCCGCCCACAGGACUGCCGCUGACUGGAUGUCUUUUUGUUCGGCGCACCAUUCUUGGUAAACCCUAGACACAGUGGUGCAUGAAAAGCCCAGGAGGCCAGACAUUUCUGAGAUACUGGAUCCGGCGCGCCUGGCAACGACGAUCAUACCACGCUGAAAGUCGCUUAGGUCACUAAUUUUGCCCAUUCUAACGUUCAAUCAAAAAGCAACAGAAUGCCUCGAUGCCUGCUUUAUAUAGCAAGCCAUGGCCAUGUGACUCACUGUCUGUAGGAGCGAACCAUUUUUGUGAACUGGCCACUGAGUGUAUGUUAAAACGGCUUUCCAUACUAUUACAACAGUGGAAACUGCAUUAGCUCUUUGUUAGUCCCACAGGGCCGUAGCUGAGCUUCUUUGUUAAAUAUUUUACCAUGAUUUAACUUAGGAAAAAGUCAAUGCAUUAGACAACUCACAGGGUUGGUUCAGGGACAGCAAUCCUAGAGUUGAUAUAUGAUAUUUAAUAUAAAUCUAAAUGUGUGCGGGUGGGAGGAGGGGGAUGUUUGUGUGAAAAGGUGACCUUGUGCAGAAUGUCUGUUUCCUGCUCUGAAGUUGAUGAAUUUGCUGAAUGUUCUGGACAGACCUGCCUGGGCACUUCCUUAGCAACAGGCCUUGCAGUCUGAGAACUAAGCUUUACUGAGGAACUAGUCUAUUGUGAAAUCCUCUUCACUCAAUGUUGGGAUGCUUGCCUGCUUUUUCAUGCUACCACAGAUAACUAAUCAGCAUUUAAAAGCAUGAUUAUUCAAGAGCCAUGUAAAUAACUGUCUCUGUGAACAUUAUUUUAUUUCAUAUCAAUUCAUAUGUAAUAAAUCAUAUUUUAAGACAUGUUUUAUGGUUUAUGUCCAUUUUACUGAAAUAUAUUUUAGUCUGUAUGAUGGGUCAGUGUGUGUCCAUUGAAAGUGAUUUCCAGGAUUCUGUGGCUGUGUGAGAGGUUAUUCACCCAGUGUCACUGCUGUUGUAUAAUCUGACAGACACACGGUGUGGCCUUUCACAUUGACUUCCCCUGUAUUCCCCUGGCCUGCUCCUCAGUGGUUUCUCUCUGCACGGCCCAGUGUGUUUGUUCAUGUUCUUUGUCAUGGUCUCUGGGGGUGUCACACUGUCAGCCUGACUCAACCAGGCCCCGGCCACUCCACAGGGCUGGGUUCGAUCUGCCUUCCUUGCUUCCGGAAUCCUCUCUUUCCUGUUUUCUAGCAGAGGUGAACUACACUGAACAAAAAUAUACAUGCAACAUGCAACAAUUUCAAAGAUUUUACUGAGUUACAGUUCAUGUAAGUAUCAGUCAAUUGAAAUAAAUUCAUUAGGGCCUAAUCUAUGGAUUUCACAUGAAUGGGAAUACAGAUAUGCAUCUCUUGGUCAUAGAUACAGUACCUUUUAACCAAAAGAAAAGGCAGGGGCAUGGAUCAGAAAACCAGUCAGUAUCUGGUGUGACCACCAUUUGCCUCAUGCAGCGCGGCACAUCUCCUUCGCAUAGAGUUGAUCAGGCUGUUGAUUGCGGCCUGUGGAAUGUUGUCCCACUCCUCUUCAAUGGCUGUGCGAAGAUGCUGGAUAUUGGCGGGAACUGGAACACGCUGUUGUACACGUCGAUCCGUAGCAUCCCAAACAUGCUCAAUGUGUCACGGAUUCAGCCGAGGCUGCCCCUCCUCCUUGCUCGGGCAGGCUUCGGCGUUCGUCGUCGCCGGAGUACUAGCUGCUACCGAUCUAUGUUUCUGUGUUCUACUUGUUUUGUCUUGAUUGUUCACACCUGGUUCACAUUAUGUAUUGAUUUCUUCCCUAUUUAACCCUCUGGCUCCCACUGUGUUUUGUGCGUGUUUGUUCAUGUUUGGUUGUCAUCUGGUGAGCGGGUUUGUUCCUCCCUGUGUGGAGGUUAUGUUAUUUACAUUACCUACGAGUAAAGUAUGUUUAUCGAUUAGCUCUGUGUCCUGCGCCUGACUUCGUCCUACUGCAUCACACUGACCUCCUGACAGGAACACGCACCAUAAAUGGUGUCAGCAGGUACAUUCAUUUCGUCCGGAUCAAUGGAGGAACGUGUCCAACAGCAGGCAACCAUGAUCCAGACUCUCGGCACCGCAAAGGAGCGCGUGUUGAACACUAUGGAGCGAUGGGAGAGAGGUGGUUAUCCUACACCUCCUCCAACUACACAACCACCCACACCGCUGUCCACCCCUUCGUCACCUGGGUCCAGUGGGAUUCGGCUCUCGCUCCCGAGGGCAUACUAUGAUACAGCUGCCGGGUGCCAGGGUUUUCUGCUCCAGGUAGAGCUCUACCUGGCUACCAUCCACCCGGCUCCCUCGGGAUACGAGAGCGUGUCCGCCCUCAUCUUCUGUCUGUCGGGGAGAGCGCUCGAGUGGGCCAACGCAGAGUGGGGAGGAAUAGACGCAGCGUCAGUACGCUAUGAGGAUUUCACCCGCCGCUAUCGGGCGGUAUUCGAUCAUCCACCGGAGGGGAGAGCGGCGGGGAAUGUCUAUUCCACCUCAGACAGGGGAAGAGGAGUGCACAGGACUUUCACUGGACUUCAGGACUCUGGCUGCCAGCGCAGGAUAGAAUGAGAGGGCCCUGAUCGACCACUACCGAUGCAGCCUACGGGAGGACGUUCGUCGGGAACUGGCCUGCAGGGACACCACCCUUACCCUGGACCAACUGGUGGAUAUGUCGAUAAGGCUGGAUAACCUGUUGGCAACCCGCGGAAGUCCGGAUCAGGGGCCGCCCAUUCCAUCCCCCAGCACCUCCGACCCUACCCCUAUGGAGCUCGGAGGUGCUGCGCUUAGGGAGACCGGAAGAAGGGCCAUCUCCUGCACCAACUGUGGCCGCAGAGGACACAAUACUGGUCCGUGCUGGGGAGGGUCUUUAGGGAGUCGAGGCAGUAGGCAGAGCACUGGUGGACCGUCUCAGGUGAGUAGGCACCCGACACACCCAGAGCUCCCUGUGCAUAUGUGUAUUGAUAUCGUAUUUCCAGAGUUUUCCCCUCAUUCCCAGCAUAAGGCACUCGUAGAUUGAGGCGCAGCUGGGAACUUUAUUGAUUGUCAGUUUUCCCGUAGUUUAGGGAUUCCUAUUGUUCCUGUUGAUGUGCCCUUCCCUGUACAUGCCUUAGAUAGUCGCCCUUUAGGGUCAGGCCUGAUUAGGGAGGUCACAGCUCCACUCUGGUUGAAGACGCAGGAGGGUCAUGAGGAGAAAAUUAGUCUGUAUCUGAUUGAUUCUCUUGCAUUUCCAGUGGUGUUGGGGCUUCCCUGGUUAACUUCUCAUGACCCCACGAUUUCAUGGCAACAGAGGGCUCUCAAGGGAUGGUCUAGUCAGUGCUCGGGGAGGUGUGUAGGUGUUUCCAUAGGGGCAACUACGGUGGAAAGUCCAAACCAGGGCUCCACCAUGCACAUUCCCCCCGAAUAUGCCGAUUUGGCUCUCGCUCUCGCCUUCAAGAAGGCGACUCAAUUACCACCCCAUCGACAGGGGGAUUGUGCGAUAAAUCUCCAGGUAGGUGCUGCACUUCCCUGGAGUCACGUGUAUCCCCUGUCACAGGAAGAGACGGCGGCUAUGGAAACAUAUGUCUCCGAAUCUCUGGGGCAGGGAUACAUUCGGCCAUCCACUUCACCUGUCUCCUCGAGUUUCUUUUUUGUGAAGAAGAAGGAUGGAGGUUUACACCCGUGCAUUGACUACCGGGAUCUCAAUCAGAUCACUGUCAAGUAUAGUUAUCCACUACCGCUCAUUGCUAGUAUGACGGAGUCAUUGCACGGGGCGCGCUUCUUCACAAAAUUGGAUCUCAGGAGCGCGUACAACCUGGUGCGUAUCCGGGAGGGAGAUGAGUGGAAGACGGCAUUUAGUGCCACACCUGGGCACUAUGAGUACCUCGUCAUGCAUACGGGUUGAUGAACGCUCCAUCAUUCUUCCAAUCCUUUGUAGAUGAGAUUUUCAGGGACCUGCACGGACAGGGUGUAGUGGUGUAUAUAGAUGAUAUUCUCAUAUACUCCGCUACACGAGCCGAGCAUGUGUCCCUGGUGCGCAAGUUGCUUGGUCGACUGUUGGAACAUGACCUGUACGUCAAGGCGGAGAAAUGUCUGUUCUUUCAAAAGUCUGUCUCCUUCCUAGGGCACCGCCUGUCCGCGUCAGGAGUGGAGAUGGAGAUUGACCGCAUUUCGGCCGUGCGUAAUUGGCCGACUCCAACCACGGUUAAGGAGGUGCAGCGAUUCUUAGGGUUUGCCAACUACCACCGGAGGUUUAUCCGGGGCUUUGGUCAGGUAGCGGCUCCCAUUACCUCCUUGCUGAAGGGGGGACCGGUGCGACUGCAGUGGUCAGCCGAGGCGGACAGGGCGUUUGGUCACCUGAAGGACCUGUUUACCUCGGCUCCAGUGCUGGCUCAUCCGGAUCCCUCCUUAGCAUUCACAGUAGAGGUGGACGCAUCCGAGGCUGGGAUAGGAGCUGUACUGUCUCAGCGCUCGGGUACGCCACCAAAACUCCGCCCCUGUGCUUUCUUUUCGAAGAAACUCAGCCCGGCGGAGCGCAACUAUGAUGUGGGGGACCGGGAGCUGUUGGCUGUGGAUAAAGCUCUGAAAGUGUGGAGGCAUUGGCUUGAGGGGGCUAAACACCCUUUUCUCAUUUUGACUGACCACCGCAAUCUGGAGUACAUCCGGGGUCCAGUGGGAUUCGGCUCUCGCUCCCGAGGGCAUACGAUGGUACAGCUGCCGGGUGCCAGGGUUUUCUGCAAACCCACAGUUUUAUCAGCUGUUCGGGUGGCUGCUCUCAGACGAUCCCGCAGGUGAAGAAGCCGGAUGUGGAGGUCCUGGGCUGCCGUGGUAACAUGUGGUCUGUGGUUGUGAGGCCGGUUGGACGUACUGCCAAAUUCUCUAAAAUGUCAUUGGAGGCGGCUUAUGGUAGAGAAAUGAACAUUCAAUUAUCUGGCAACAGCUCUGGUGGAUGUUCCUGCAGUCAGCAUGCCAAUUGCACGCUCCCUCAACUUGAGACAACUGUGGCGUUGUGUUGUGUGACAAAACUGCACAUUUUAGAGUGGCCUUUUAUUGUCCCCAGCACAAGGUGCACCAACAGUAUGUAAUGAUCAUGCUGUUUACUCAGCUUCUUGAUAUGCCACACCUGUCAGGUGGAUGGAUUAUCUUGGCAAAGGAGAAAUGCUCACUAACAGGGACGUAAACAAAUUUGUGCACAGAAUUUGAGAGAAAUAAGCUUUUUGUGCGUAUGGAGAAUUUCGGGGAUCUUUUAUUUCAGCUCAUGAAGCAUGGGACCAAUACUUUACAUGUUGCGUUUUAUAUUUUUGUUCAGUUUAGUGAUCUCUGUGUGUCCUCUUCUGAACAUACAGUAUUUCAGUGUCCUGCUAUUUCAACACUGAGGCCUCACAGACAAACAAACACCACAGCUUAUAUCACUACAUGCACUGGGGGUGCUUGUGCUUCUCCCACACAGAUACUGCCAAUAAUGGUAGACAUUGUUGGUGAGUCAAAGUGACAAUAACAGGGUUUGAACCCUUUUUUGAUGCAAUACUAUAUAUAGAUAAAUAAUAGAGGAAACAUGUAGUCUACACAACAGCAGGUAACACAUCAAAAUAGACCACAGUGUUUCAUUGUGUCUGCGAACACUUCCACCCAGAAUGUCUGCUUUUGCUGUGAUUGUGAAUAAAAGGGGGUGUUUUCUGGUCUGUGGCUAACACCUACAGUACAAACCAAAGAGCUGCCUUGAACUGCUGCUGCAUCUGUACAGUUAAAGUAUGUUACAGUAUGUACAGAGAGUAGAGGGACUGACUAAUGCUUCUCCUCACCACACAAGUGAAUCAGAGUUUUCGCUGCGAUUCUCCUGGCUUAUCCUCUGCUGUGGGACGGUCCUGUGUGUCUGGCACAGUCUCUGAAGAUCAGAGAGGAUUUGAAGCACAGAGACACGGAACGUAUUGGAAUAGAGCACACUAGAGGUUGAAUGACACAGCUGUAUUUUCAGCAGUUGUGGGCCAUUUGAGUUAUUUUGAAUGUACAGUAGCUUUUAUAUAAUACCAUUGAUAUACAUAUAUGAAUAACUUUAUUUUAUGUUUGUUUUUGAUGUAAGACCUAUUUUGGUUAUUUUUGUGUCUGCACCAUAUUCUCGUCUCAACAAAGGAUUAUAUGACUAUAAUAUUAUUAUGUUUUACACUUUUUUAUUUAUUUAUUUUUAUUUCAAAGAGCAGAUGAAUAUAGACACAUAUUAAUACAGAUUGGUAUUUUUGAGAGGGAGAUUAUGUUUCCAGUCAAACAGAGCACGACAAUUAAUCUGCCUGUUCAAAGGCAUUAAUGGUGUUUUUAGAUGAGAAGAGAGGUUGUCUUGCCUGUGAAGGGUGUGAAGUGAGGUGUCGAAGAGAGAGAGAGAUUCACACUGUGCCACUGUCUAACAUAUUUUACACUACCACACCUAACCCCCUUCAUCUGUGUGUCAUUAUCACAGAAGCCCCCUACAGUGGGACCCAUCCUUCCUAUGGCUAUGACCUGGAGCAGGCGGAGGAGCCCCAGCAGCAUCAUGACCUCCUGCCUUUCAGCACCUCGCCCUCCUCGAGCUGCAGCAGCCGGCACACACACUCCUCUGGUUCCCUGGAGUCCACCCUGUCGGUAAAGUUAUCGCCAGUCCAACUACUAUACACUUCUACUACCACACACUUCCAUCUUCUACUCUUAAAGCCCAUGUCCCAGUGUAGCAGUCUGUUAAUGCCCCCGUCCUCUAUAAGUCUGCCUUGGGCUCUCUGAGUGCAUUUAAUGGAGCGAUGCUCUGCUCGUUCCAACCACACUUUCACUCACCCUAUAAAUCUCAUCCACCCCUACUGUACGGUACCUAGCCAAUCUCCGGUGUCCCCUAGGUCGUCCUCCUCUGAUGUGCUCCACUCUCUGAUCUUCAAAGGUUAAGUCCAGGGGAGGCCUCUUCUUGUGCCCCCCUUAGUGUUCAGGCUGUGGAAUGUCAGAGCUAUUCAUUUCUGCUCUGCUCUCUGUGCUCUAUGAAUGAGCUCCAUAUCGACAGACCACAGGCGGCUGGUGGCACCUUAAUGGGGGAAGACGGGCUCAUAGUAAUGGCUGGAACGGAAUAAAUGAUACCGAUCCAUUUACUCCAUUCCAGCUUUUAUUAUGAGCCGUCCUCCUCUCACCAGCCUCGUUGACGACAGACUAUCAGAAACCUAACUGACUGAUGCCUUUGACCCAUCAAUAACUACAGGUCCCAUCCUGUAGUUGUUUCCUUCCACAAUACGAUGGAUCUUUGACCCUGGCCUCUGCCCUCUACAUCUCCCACAGGGUUUAAUCAAAUGUGUUGGGUUCCCUGGAGAGGACAGUCUCUACUCCUAGCUGUAUAGAGGUCUCAUUGAACACCCAGGGGGUUUAGGGAAGAUUCUCUCUCUCUCUCUCUCUCUCUCUCUCUCUCUCUCUCUCUCUCUCUCUCUCUGUGUCAUUCACUGUUAGUCCCAUUCUCACACACAGACAGAGCUGGUUCAGGAGAAAGACUUGGAGAUGCGGAAGUGGGUUUUGUCAGGGAUCCUGGCCAGUGAGGAGACAUAUCUCAGCCACCUGGGGGCUAUCUUACUGGUAAGAGACAGGACUUUGAGCUAAUUGAAUAUGACACACCUUACUGUGAUGAACAGCGUGGCAGGUAGCCUAGCGAUUAAAAGCGUUGGGCCAGUAAAAUGUUACAUGUUGGAUGGACACACACAGAUGGAUAUAUGCAUGCAAAUGUACACACCCACCCACCAGUGUACACACACACACACACACACUCACAGUAAUGCUUGUCUUGUGUUGAUUGUCCCAGCCCAUGAAGCCUCUGAGGGCAGCAGCUACUACCUCCCAGCCGAUGCUGACCAUCCAGCAGAUAGAGACCAUCUUCUUCAAGGUGACAGAGCUCCAUGAGAUCCACAAGGACUUCUACGAUGCCCUGCUACCCAGAGUUCAGGAGUGGAGCCACAACCAGUGUGUGGGUGAUCUCUUCCAGAAACUGGUGAGCCUUAUUAUUGUUGUGUAAAGACCUAGGAAAUGCUGUUAUGGCUCUUUUGUGUUGGUUCUUCCAGGUGCUUUUGUUCCUUUGUUCAUAAGUACAAAAACAUGUGAAAUAGACUUCCCCAGCCACAAACUGCAUUGUUCUGUGAGUAAGCAGAUAUUUAUCCAAUCACAGUCAGUGACCCCACAUGUGAGCAGACUGCCUGGAGACAUCUCCUGCACAGAUAAAAGCCUGGCUAUAGCACAUAACAGGCAGUAAAGGAGGACAAAACACUAAGAGGCUCCUGACUGCAAAGAGCUCCCUCAGUAUGACAGUGGAGGAAAGGAAGAUGCAUGAAACACAAACACACACGUGCGGCAGCGAGUGUGCGUGCACACACAGUCACAAAAAAAGGGACAUUGUGACUGAUAGGAUGCAUGUUUUUAAUGCUGUUUUUGUUGAAAGGCCAUACCUCAUCUGAUCGCUAUUUCCAGCACCAUGAGAAGGGAAAACACAACUAGUAUGACAGGAGCCAAAGCUGGGUACAUGAAUCAACAGCAGGUUAACUACAUCGUAUCUACUCUAUUGUCUCUCUCUAUUAUAGGCCAGCCAGCUGGGAGUGUACAGGGCCUUUGUGGAUAACUAUAAGGUUGCUGUGGAGAUGGCAGACAAGUGUUGCCAGGCCAACAUACAGUUUGCUGAAAUAUGUGAGGUAUGUAUUGUAUUGUAUAUGUCAACUUUUACAAGGGCAACAUUUCAGUUAGAAUACAUGUAACCUAGUCCCCAGAGCCGGCUGGGUGGACAGAGAUUAGAAUAAAUGUUGUUGUUAUGAAAUUGUCUUACUGUGCUGUGUUGAAAUGGUGUACUCAUAUCAUAUGCCUUUCUCAAUUCCUUGUGUCCUCAGAAUCUUAAGGUCAGAAGCACCAAGGAAUGCAAAGACCAGGCAAAAAAUUCACUGGAAAGUAAGUGCAAUUUCAUUAUUUUGAACAAUUCAGGGUCAAAUGAACUAAACCUUACAUUUUAUUUACAUAUCAAUAGUUAAAGACAAUGAAUAAUUCAACCCUCUAGUUAUUUGAAUUCAGAAAGAGUGGUACAUGCUUAAUUAAAGCAUAGUGAAUAUGACCCUCAACCUCAAGGUGUCCUAUGUUGUUAGUUCUGCUUUGCCUUGUCCUGCCUUUAUAUACUUUAUGACCCUCUCCCCCUCAGCUCUGCUCUACAAACCCGUGGACAGAGUCACCCGCAGCACCCUGGUUCUGCAUGUAAGUCAAAUCAACACACUGAAGGUUUUUCCCCUUUGGACCUGAAUUUCUGAUUUUGUCUAUGAAAACAAUGCUUCACAUAUCUUAAGAAGUAAUCAUUUAACUAAAAUUAAUUCAUCUUCUUUCUCUCGCUCGCUCGCUUUCUUUCACUCUCUCUCGCUCCUCUUUCUAUCUCUCUUUCUCCUCUUUCUAUCUCUUUUUCUUUCUCUCUCUCACUUUCUCUUCCUUUCUUACUCUUUCUCUCUUUUACUCUUAUUCUUUCUUUCUCUCUCUCCUCGCUACUCUCUCUCUCUCUCUCUCUCUCUCUCUCUCUCUCUCUCUCUCUCUCUCUCUCUCUCUCUCUCUCUCUCUUUCUUUCUUUCUUUCUUUCUUUCUUUCUUUCUUUCUUUCUUUCUUUCUUUCUUUCUUUCUUUCUUUCUUUCUUUCUUUCUUUCUUUCUUUCUUUCUUUCUUUCUUUCUUUCUUUCUUUCUUUCUUUCUUUCUUUCUUUCUUUCUUUCUCGCUCUUGCGCUCUCUCUCUCUCGCUCUCUCUCUCUCAGGACCUGUUGAAACACACCCCCUCCGGCCACCCAGACUAUCCACUGCUGCUGGAUGCCCUGAGAAUCUCCCAGAACUUCCUGUCCAGCAUCAACGAGGAGAUCACCCCACGCAGGCAGUCUAUGACAGUGAAGAAGGAGAGGUCAGUGUGGCAGGCUGUGACAUGCGUUUUGGACUACUGACUGUCCAAACAGAAAGUUUCAAGUGACCAAAUCCGCUAGUUGUCAUAGUAACAGUCUAAAAACCACUUGAGGGCAAAUCAAUCAGAUUUGACCAUUCAGACACAAGUUCACAUGGACAGGAAUCAGAUUUGUAUUUGACAUGUGGCUUGAAAUAUCCGAUUCCGUGUGCUUUUUUGCUUUUCAGACUGCAGGAAAAUAACAGAUUCGAAUCGGAUAUGCAAAUAAAUAGGAUUUGAGUCACUUCAAACUGCCAAUGUGAACACGGCUAUAGAGGCGCACAGACACCCCGACCUGGCCCUGUGGCUAUCUGGACCUCCCUUAUAAUGCUUUCAUACUUGGCUUCAUUUCAGACACUUUGAUGUCACACUGCACAAAUUCAUGAGCAAAAUAGUGUCCAAUUACACAGCUUGUGUCAAAAUGAGGAAUCACCAGUCUUUUCUUGUCUAUUCAGACAGUUACAGUACAGUAGUUAGUUGGGUAGAUUGCAUAAUAAGAUAGAGAUUCCACCAAGCAACACAGGUUCAGAGCCAUACAUUAGGCAUCUGAGGGUUACUGUAAAUUAGCCAAUCAGUGCUUCUCAGUUCCUGUAAAAGCAGUAUAAACAGUAAAAGCCAGGGGAACGGUGUGUCCAAUAAACCUGCAUUGUGAGUCAGAUUCCUGCUGAGUCAUCUCUGCCUGUCUGGUUUAUUAGUGGAGGAAAUGGAGCGUAGAGGAAGCUCAUGACAAAAUAAUAUAAACAGGGAGGCCAAGGGUUUCCAUGGUUCUGACCAGGAAAGCCCAUGGCACCGCCUACGUCCUUGUCCUGGCUCCCCCACUUCCAUCCUCCUGUCCCACUCUGAAGUCUGCUUCCCAGAAAUGACCUUUAGCACGUCUUAUCAAGUAUCUGUCCACCCUUUCCCGUGGAGGGACGUCCUACUUACUUACCCUCACUCCCUCACCCCUGCUGAAUGUCAUCUAUUAUUACUGGAAACCGGUCCAACUAUGUCCAUCAGACUUCUUACCAUAAGUGAACGUGAGAAUUGAACUCAGACAAAUUACAUUUCUGUAUGGGUUGGCUCUAUUGUAGUAUUCCACAAUUCAUAGGCCUGUAUUUGCUAAAGGCAAAAUAAAUGUAGUACUUGUAAGUGACUGGAGUUUGGUAGCUAACUGCAUAAACUUACUGUGGUGAUUGAAAUCCAGGUUUCGGUUUAGUUGUGCUUAUUUUACCAAUUUUGUCAUCAGAUAUCUCAAAAUGGAGGAUGACUAUGUCAGAAAGUAACCGAUGACCAUCCGAGGGCAUCUCCCUGGUGGAGUUUUCCUUGUUUUUGCUUAAAUGUGGUUAGGAUGGAUUGGUAGAGUCCCAUGUGCGUGUUAUUUUUAUAUUUAUAAGCAGCUUUCAGCCCAUAGGGUCAAAGGUCAGUAUAAACAGUCCAUGCAUCCACAGCCCCGCUCUGGCCACAGGAAGAGCAGAUGUCACUGCACCAGUCACCAACCGCCCACUGGACUGGCCGACCAGGCAGGAUUAUUAGGAUCUAUUCCUGUAAACACUGGCUCUUUGAUAAUUUGACGUCUUUCAUUUACACUUUUUACAACCAGGUCUCAAAUUUGUUUGAGGACAGAUGUUUAUUUAUGAGAAGAGACUAUCUUUAUUCCAGCAGCCUCUAGAAGUUUGUUAUUUUGCAGAACAAACAGACUACUGUCAGCUCAGAUCAUUGCUAAAAUAUUAUGUUACUAUUCAGCAAAGGUGGGACCAAUUGACUAUUAUUCGAGUUACAAGCAAGUCUCAAGGUCUGAGUCUCAAAGUAGAAUGGGUCGAGUUUCGAGUCAAGUCUAAGUUGUGCAUUCUAAGAGUGAGUCGAGUCACAAGUUUUUUCAAGUCAAGAAAAAAAUAUCUAUACAUUCAAUGACAAUGCCCAACUACAAAUCUUUGUCUAUUUAUUGAGACUACCAGAGGGCUCUUUUCAUUAUUUCGUCUACAAAACAUUUUGAUUAUGCAAUAAUUCAUUUUAACAACAAAUUCCAAAUGCAAGUAAAUCAUCAAUUUCAAGCAAUUUUGACAUACCAAAAGACCAGUAGGCCUAUGCUGGCAUGCAGCUGCUACUGUCUCUGGCUGCUUGGACAGUAGGGACUCAGUACCACAAAAUGAGUGACAAAACGCUUAUUCCCUCCUGAUCCUCCAACCGGGAUUUCGGGAAAACCAGGGAAUUUAUUGAAAGUUCCCGAAAUUUUGCAACCCUAGUCACGUGAGUCAUCAGAGUACAUUCAUUGUUUAUGAAACACACUCGAUGACUACUGAUUCUGUGUUCUGUGUAUAAUCUGUGUUCUGUCAACAGAUAAUUAAUUGAAUGAGACUCCAGCCACCUUAGUCAUAGACUGUUCUCUCUGCUACCGCAUGGCAAGCGGUACCGGAGCGCCAAGUCUAGAUCCAAAAGGCUUCUGAACAGCUUCUACCCCCAAGCCAUAAGACUGCUGAACAGCUAAUCAAAUGGAUACUAAUCAGUAUGAAAAUGUAUGAACUCACUAACUGUAAGUCGCUCUGGAUAAGAGCGUCUGCUAAAUGACUAAAAUGUAAAUGUAAAAUGAUACCCGGACUAUUUGCAUUGACCCCCCCCCUUUUUUUUUUUACGCUGCUGCUACUCGCUGUUGAUUAUCAAUGCAUAGUCACUUUACCCCUACCUACAUGCACAUAUUACCUCAAUUACCUCGACUAACCUGUAUCCCCGCACAUUGACUCGGUACCGGUACCCCCUGUAUAUAGCCUCGUUAUUGUUAUUUUAUUGUUGCUCUGUUCCUUUUUACUUCAGUUUAUUUAGUAAAUAUUUUUUCUUAACUCUUUUUUUCUUAAAACUGCAUUGUUUGUUAAGGGCUUGUAAGUAAGCAUUUCACCGUAAGGUGAAAUACACCUGUUGUAUUUGGCGCAUGUGACAAAUAAAAUUUGAUUUGAUGAGGGGGUUAAGGGUCAGCUGCCUGAGGAGCAGCUCUCAUUGGCUGAAUGUGAUGGGAUCAGAUAUUGUGAAAGUAACUUGACAGGGAAAUUACUGGAAAACGACCUUACAUGAAGAAAUGUUCACGCUCUGGUGGUAUGGUAACAAAUUCUAGCAAAUAUGAAUAGAUAAAAUAUCCAAUGAAUGUGUGAUUCCCUGUUUUGCCCCUGUAGAACCGUCAGCUGUUGAGGGACUGCUUCAUGGUGGAGCUGGUGGAGGGAUCCAGAAAGCUUCGCCACGUCUUCCUCUUCACAGACUUACUACUCUGUGCCAAGCUGAAGAAACAGACUGCAGGGUGAGUGUAGAUUUACCGAUGGACCAGAUGGUUUGUGUCAUAUCCUGUCUGUGUGGUGUUCCUUACCUGUGUGUGUGUUGUUUGAUGGUUCCUGUGUGUGUGUGUUCCUUUUGUCUCCAGGAAAGGCCAGCAGUAUGAGUGUAAGUGGUACAUCCCACUAUCAGACCUCACCUUCCAGACCAUUGAGGACUCGGAGGCCACGCCCAUCCCCCAGGUCCAGGACGAGGAGAUUGACGCCAUGAAGAUCAGAAUCUCACAGAUCAAGAACGAGCUCCAGAGAGAGAAGGUGACAACAGACUUCAGAAAGAGGGGAAAUCCCUGUAGUGUUAUAACUGAUCACUUUAUUAUAAUAAUGUUGAAACACUUGACUAGAUCAUGGCUUCAUAAGAGAAGGAGACAUUAAUGACUGAGACAGUGCUAUACAUUGAGAUGGCAGCAGCUGUCUGAGUGCUCUUCUUCUGAAUGUGUAUGUGCAGAGAACCACUAAAGGAGGGAAGGCGAUAGAGCGUUUGAGGAAGAAGCUGUCGGAGCAGGAGUCUCUGCUGCUGCUCAUGUCCCCCAGCAUGGCCUUCAGAGUGGCCAACAGGAACGGCAAGGUGAGCCAGCCACUGACUGCUUACUCUCUCUCUGCACCUAUGGUCCUGCAAGGUCAUAUCUAACAACUACACAGCUCAUUGUUUGUACUGUGAAAUAUUUUGUUUCAGGGUCUGCUGCCACCUACAGGUGUAGAGAUGUGGUACAGCAUUGCUAAGAUGACUAUUGUGUUGUACAGCAGAGGGCUACAUGUUCCUUUGUGUGUUUCAGGGCUUCACAUUCCUUAUCUCGUCGGAUUACGAACGUGCGGAGUGGAGGGAGAUCAUCCGGGAGCAACAGAAGAAGUGUGAGUGUUCUCUGCAACAUAAGCUAUGCUUGUGACAAUCCCAUGAUUAAGCUGAUGGUGGCUGUCAGUCUCUCUCUGAACUCCAUUCCCUCCUGCAGGUUUCAAAAGCUUCUCUCUGACCUCUCUGGAGCUGCAGAUGCUCACCAACUCAUGUGUGAAGCUUCAGACGGUCCAUACUAUACCAAUGACCAUGAAUAAAGAAGGUAGGCCAUAGACACAACUGAUACAGUAUUGGGAAGGAUGGAAGGCUGGUCAGUAAUGUCACACUUAUUAAUAAUAAGAGAGGGAGAUGUUUAUUAGUAUUGUUUUUGAUUGAACAACUCAUGACUAUUCGCUCUCCUCUCUCUUUAGAAGAUGAAUCGUCUGGACUCUACGGUUUUCUGAAUGUCAUUGUUCACUCUGCAUCAGGACUCAAACAGAGCUUGAGUAAGUGGCUCAGUUGUGUAUUUUCCCCAGAUUGUUGGUGUCCUACCCUGAUCACCUUGAAUGGAGUAUAGCCAAGGUUGUCCUUCCCUUCCGCUGUCAGUCUCCUCCUGUCCGGCUGUCACCUGGCAGUCAGCAGACAUUCCCAUGUGGAGCAGCUGCUGGGGAACAGUCAGAACUCUGAGGAUUAACAAGGAACACUGUGGUCCGGUCUGGAUGGAAAACCCCUGUCGUCUCACUCUUUGUCCCAAAUGCAGUCAAGCAUACAGCUCACAUGCAUACAGUACCUCUUAUUUUAUAAAAAAUCUGACCUGUUAAUCCAGAUGUAAUCUUGCUCUGGACGGGAAAUAUUUUCCUCAAUUCUUACCAGAUUCAGAGGGCAUGGCAAGUUCUAUUAUGAGGAUAGUUAUAAAGUAUGGUUUAACAGUGUAGGGAAAAGUACAUGUAUACUCCUCCAUACAGGUCGUACUGUGACUCAGUGUGUAUCCCUCAUUAACCAAUCUAACUCCCAUGAACUGUUUCUUUUUCCACACAGAUCUCUACUGCACUCUGGAGGUGGAGUCCUUUGGCUACUUUGUGAACAAAGCCAAGACACGUGUGUACAGAGACUCCACAGAACCCAAGUGGAACGAGGUGAGGAUUCCACGUGUCAGUUAACACUCAGAACUAAAGUGUCCUGUAUAUUCAGCCUUAUCUGCUGAAUUGUCUCUUAUGUGUUUUUUUGCUGUUUCCCUGCAGGAGUUUGAGAUUGAGCUGGAAGGCUCUCAGACUCUGAGGUUGCUGUGCUAUGAGAAAUGCUACAACAAAGCCAGGCAAAACAAGGAGGACGGAGAGAACACAGACAGAAUCAUGGCCAAAGGACAGAUACAGGUACGGUGUGAGAGUAUGAAGCACAUUUAGUGUUGCCUGUCACACCGGUCUACAGUGUCAACAGUGACAUAGCUGAAUUAACUAAUAGGCCACAGUGGUGAAAAUGACUUAUCUAGUAUGCCAGCCCUAAUAGCUGCCCUGUUUGUGGAUAAUCCCACCAUGUGUGGUUCUGUGGUGUGGAAAAGGAAAAGGGUUGUGGGGUCGCUGCUGGGUCACCUCAGCCUGACUGGUAAUGGGGUGUUGUGACAGAGUGGGGAUUACAGUUGGGAAGGGAAACAGGCUGACCAAAUGUAGCCCCAGGCACAGAUCCAUCCAGUGGAAGUGAGACAGAGAGGGACCCCUCUUAGAAGAACCCUGAAAACACCCAAUAGAGAACAUUGUAUGUUUGUCUUUUGAAUAGACAAUGUACUGUUUCCUUUGUCUUUUUUUUAAACAAUCCACAGCCAACGUGGUCCCACACAGCAAUUCAAUUGUGUGUGACCCUCUGGCCUGGGUCUGAUCUGUUUGUGGAAUUUGAGAUAAGUGCUGAUUGGAGAGGCAGUCUGAACAUUGUGUGUGCAUGUGUGCCCAAAUGUUUGGGGAUUAAAAAGAGAUGGAUCAGAUGUGGGAGGGUUUGGCUGAAAGGAGAAAGGGUCAGACAAAGGCACUCAGUUAGGAGGAGCCAGUAGACCCAAAACAGAUCUACCAACUGGUGACCAAUGAGGAUGCUGUAGGAGGCCUGGGGUUGUAUACCCACCCUGCAGUCCUCAUAACAACCUCUGCGCUUCCGCCAGCGUGCGUCCAUAAUCACAGGAGGAGGGGAUUCUCAGGAGUUAAUCCACAGAUCCAUCUGGGAACUGGGACAACAGGGAGGCAGCGUGGUCGAGAGGCUGCCUUUGUUCAACUUAUUUUUUUAUCUGGUGUGGAAGGAUCGAUGGCAUGACAGGUUUAGGAAGUUGACAGGACACACACACACUUGCGGGGGACUCUACUGGACCACUGAAGGGCUAUGCGGGCCUCAGGAUUCUUUGAGACGAUGCAAUAACCAUAUCAGAUCAGAGGGAUCCAAUCCCAUGCUGUUUGUUGGGGAUUGUUUAGGAGAGAGUGGCUGAUUUGGAAGAUUAUUUUCAUGACUGCUGCCUUGUUUUGUUUGUCCCAUUGUUUGGUACAGUACAUUAGUGGUGAAAAUAGAGUGAGCGACUGAGUCUCAACUAGAAAUAUGGGUGAGACCUGUACUGAAGAGCUGAUCCUGGAUCAGACCAGCAGUCAGUUCACUAGCAGCUGUUCUCUGGAGGAUGAGGGGGACACAGGUCCCAGGAAGCCCCCAGGCACAGGGGCACGGCUGUGGGGCAGGGUCCGCAGCACUCUGCUCAGACAGAAGGUAAAGACAUAGCACACAUAAGAGAGAGAAUGGGCUUUCUUUAUUGUUGUCGCGGAUGGUCUUUGGUUAGGAAUAUUAAUAGAGGGUAGGGUAGAUAUUUUAAUAUGUACAUAUAUCCUUAGUUGGUACAUAUUUUAAGUAUCCUUGAAUGUGUUAUAUUCUCAUACUUAAUACUCUUUUGAUAAGUCCACUGCAUUAUGUAAGAAGAUGUCCACAGAACAAAAAGAUUAAGAUUAUCUGAGUUAUAUUGAGUAUCUGUUGGUUCCUUGGGUGAGAGGACAUCUGUCAUGUUAGAUAAUCUGAAUACCAGGAGAUGAUGUUAUCACAACACUCGUGCCUGAUCACUACAAAUAACUGUUGGCAGCUUGGUAUUAGUCAGAUGAUUAAAAUAGCACAGUGACUUGAGUUGACACUACCCAACCAUAUGGAGUUUAUGUAAGGAUGAGGGAAAGUGAUGGGUAACUGAUAUGUAAGACCCAGGCUUGCUGAUUGGAGAUCAGACCCAGGCUUGCUGAUUAUUGAAUCCAUCCUUUUGUCCAUUUCUAGCUUUUCAUCUGUGAAAUUAUCAUUUCCAAUCUAAUAUGGACAGUUUCAUUGAACGUUUAUUUUUAUUUUUAUACUUUGUUUUAGUCUCUGAUAAAUUGAAAAGGAUCAAGAGGCUAACUGUGCUAAACAUUCAUACAAAGCAGGAUUUUGAGUGGUUUAAAUAUCUCAUUGGUUCUUAAUAAUGAAAUGGAUUUCAUUAGUACAGUACUAUAACAUGUCUGUACUGAGAUAAAGACAGAAUCAGUCCUACACCAUCAUGGUGUCCAUUCAGUGUCUGUCUGAGCAGUUUGUGUUUACUGGGUCAGAUGAUUGCUCUGACUGACAUAUGUCUCCAUAUUUUCCAGCUGGAUCCCCAGACCCUACAAAGCAAAGACUGGCAAAGAACAGUCAUCACCAUGAACGGGGUACGUAUUACCAGCCUAAGGAAAUGCUAAAUCAUCACUGUUUUUCACAAAUCUCUCCGAAACCACACUGUCUUACAUUUUUUGUUUUGCAAAGGGACAGUUUUGGCACCACUUUAUACUCCAGUGGCCAGUGUAACCAUUGUUGGAUAAGUUAUGUAGGCCUGUAUAACAUGGUAAUUACAUGGGUUUUUCCACUGAUCAAUACUGUGGUAUAAAUACUUUUCAAUAUUAAGUGUGCCCCCUGUAUUUACAUUUACAGUGUUGAUGAGGUUACAUGCAAUGGUCUUCAUUUCUCUGACUGCUGGCUAAUUCUUAACUUCUCUUGGUACAGAUUGAGGUGAAGCUGUCAAUGAAGUUCACCACCAGAGAGUUCAGUCUAAAGAGAAUGCCCUCGCGGAAACAGUCAGGCGUGUUUGGGGUGAAAAUAAGUGUUGUAACCAAGUGAGUGAAUAAUGUGUCUUUGUUAGCCCCUGUAUAAUCUCGGCACCCAGAACCAAAUCAGCUCAUGUUAAGCCUGUCAUGAGAGCCUCAGUGUAAUGCAUACCACAUUUCUGUGACCAACACAUAUCAGACCUAAAAUUGUCAAAUGAAUGGGAUACCUCUUCCAACCUCCUUCACUUUCAAUGGAAGGCCAGGAAUAACUCUCAAAGACAUGCCUUGUUUGGGUUUUUCUAUUUUCACAGGGAGCACAAGGCUCUCAUGAUAAUGUGUAAAAUAACUCUAAACUCCAGCCCCUUAUGGGCAGGGUCUAUUUGAGAAAACAUCAUUUUAUAGUGCUGAAGAUGCAAUACUGAAGGAUGGAUGUCUUUCUCAGUGUUCGCUUUACUCUACUAGUAAAAAGAAGGCAGCGGCCAUACUGGGAACGGGUUUUACAUACUGGGAACGGGUUUUACAUACUGGGAACGGGUUUUACAUACUGGGGAACGGUUUUUACAUACUGGGAACGGGUGUUACAUACUGGGAACGGGUUUUACAUACUGGGAACGGGUUUUACAUACUGGGGAACGGUUUUUACAUACUGGGGAACAGGUUUUACAUACUGGGGAAUAGGUUUUACAAACUGGGAAAUAGGUUUUACAUACUGGGGAAUAGGUUUUACAUACUGGGGAAUAGGUUUUACAUACUGGGGAAUAGGUUUUACAUACUGGGGAACAGGUUUUACAUUCUUGGGAAUAGGUUUUACAUUCUUGGGAACAGGUAUUAGAACAGAAAACAGAAAAAUGCUCUUGAUAUACAGUAUCAGUCAAAAGUUUGGACACACCUACUCAUUCAAGGGUUUUUCUUUAUUUUUUACUAUUUUCUACAUUGUAGAAUAAUAAUGAAGACAUCAAAACUAUGAAAUAACACACAUGGAAUCAUGUAGUAACCAAAAAAGUGUUAAACAAAUCAAGAUAUAUUUUAUAUUUGAGAUUCUUCAAAUAGCCACCCUUUGCCUUGAUGACAGCUUUGCACACUUGGCAUUCUCUCAACCAGCUUUAGCUGGAAUGCUUUUCCAACAGUCUUGAAGGAGUUCCCACAUAUGCUGAGCACUUGUUGGCUGCUUUUCCUUCACUCUGCGUUCCGACUCAGAGUGAAGGAAAAUUGGGUUGAGGUUGGGGGAUUGUGGAGGCCAGGUCAUCUGAUGCAGCAAUCCAUCACUCUCCUUCUUGGUCAAAUAGCCCUUACACAGCCUGGAGGUGUGUUGGGUCAUUGUCAUGUUGAAAAACAUAUAAUAGUCCCACUAAGCCCAAACCAGAUGGGAUGGCGUAUCGCUGCAGAAUGCUGUUGUAGCCAUGCUGAUUAAGUGUGCCUUGAAUUCAAAAUAAAUCACAGACAGUGUCACCAGCAAAGCACCCCCACACCAUAACACCACCUCCUCCAUGCUUUACGGUGGGAAAUACACAUGCGGAGAUCAUCCGUUCACCUACACCGCGUCUCACAAAGACACGGCAGUUGGAACCAAACAUUUCCAAUUAGGACUCCAGACCAAAGGACACAUUUCCACCGGUCUAAUGUCCAUUGCUCAUGUUUCUUGGCCCAAGCAGGUCUCUUCUUCUUAUUGGUGUCCUUUAGUAGUGGUUUCUUUGCAGCAAUUCGACCAUGAAGGCCUGAUUCACACAGUCCCCUCUGAACAGUUGAUGUUGAGAUGUGUCUGUGACUUGAACUCUGUGAAGCAUUUAUUUGGGCUGCAAUUUCUGAGGCUGGUAACUCUAAUGAACUUAUCCUCUACAGCAGAGGUAACUCUGGGUCUUCCAUUCCUGUGGCGGUCCUCAUGAGAGCCAGUUUCAUCAUAGCGCUCGAUGGUUUUUGCGACUGCACUUGAAGAAACUUUCAAAAUUCUGGAAAUGUUCCAUAUUGACUGACCUUCAUGUCUUAAAGUAAUGAUGGACUGUUGUUUCUCUUUGCUUAUUUGAGCUGUUCUUGCCAUAAUAUGGACUUGGUCUUUUACCAAAUAGGGCUAUCUUCUGUAUACCCCCCUACCUUGUCACAACACAACUGAUUGGCUCAAACGCAUUAAGAAGGAAAGAAAUUCCACAGAUUAACUUUUAAGAAGGCACACCUGUUAAUUGAAAUGCAUUCCAGGUGACUGCCUCAUGAAGCUGGUUGAGAGAAUGCCAAGAGUGUGCAAAGCUGUCAUCAAGGCAAAGCGUGGCUAUUUGAAGAAUCUCAAAUAUAAAAUAUAUAUUGAUUAGUUUAACACUUUUUUGGUUACUACAUGAUUCCAUAUGUGUUAUUUCAUAGUUUUGAUGUCUUCACUAUUAUUCUACAAUGUAAAAAAUAGUAAAAAUAAAGAAAAACCCUUGAAUGUGUAGGUGUCCAAACUUUUGACUGGUAGUGUAGUUUAUGCAAUACCACAACAGAAAAACACCAGGUGUGUAGUCAGAAAUGAGACACCCAGUUAUGCAGUCACAGGUAUCAUUAGUGUAAAGCACUAGACUUCUCGUUUCCUGCAUUGAUCCUGUUUUAAUCCUGCAGAGUGUGUGUGUGUGUGUGACUUUGACAGACGGGAGCGGUCCAAGGUGCCCCUUAUCGUGAAGCAGUGUGUAGAGGAGAUAGAGCGCCGGGGCAUGGAGGAGGUGGGAAUCUACCGGGUCUCGGGGGUGGCUACAGACAUCCAGGCCCUGAAGGCUGCAUUUGAUGCCAGUAAGAACACCGACCUUGGAUCUCCUUUAUAGCAAAUGAUAUGCAGGUUGACGUUUAUUGUCAUGAGUCUUGUCCUGUAGGCAGAACUGAGCGAUUUCCCCUUAGAUAGGCCAGCUGCAAAGUCAAAAUUGGCUAUAUUGUAAAAUUUCAUGAAAACAAACAUUUGCUUUUUGUUCUUAAUAUAACGUUAAUCAGAUUUUGUGACUUGUGGCUGUGCCAGCUAGUGAGCACUGCAGAGCUGCCUCCAGAACAAGAUUAAUUACGAAAAACUCUAACCUGCAAAAAAUACAGCAUAGGCUAUACAAUGAAAUGUAUGGAUUACUAUUAUUCAUACCGUCUUGCAGCUUACUGUUCCCCACAUUUAUCAUUAAUUUCAUUCCUCUGAUUGACAGACAAUAAUGAUGUGUCGGUGA
Coregonus sp. 'balchen' is the source of this 25859-nucleotide messenger RNA. The record is from the annotation of a GenBank genome assembly. Lineage: Eukaryota; Metazoa; Chordata; Actinopteri; Salmoniformes; Salmonidae.